CAACAGCUUAAAACAUAAUACGCUAAAGGGGCAAGCAGGCAGCAGGCGGAGGGGCGAAAAGCGAAAGAGACUUAGAGGGAAAACAAAGGAAUGAUGAGAAAACGUUGUUGUAAUUAGUAAACGGAUGGCUGACAAGCAGCAGCACAGCAUGAAUCAUAAGUUGAGGCGGAAACGGAAGUGCACGCCCAAUAAAACUGACAGCCAACAGCAACAACUAUAGCUGCAACAACAGUAAGGAGUCGGGGACAACUAAAUGUUGCAGCAACAAUUGCAAAUGCCAAACAAAUUGCGAUCAUGUGUGACGUUGAGCAGGCGUUUAAGAGCAAUCAGAGCGACGACAAUGAUGACGAGCAACAGGAACUGGAGCAGGAGCAGCAGGAGCUCGACGAGCAGCUCAGUCAAGAGGCUGGCGUGAAGUCCAAUGGUCUGGUCAAACGUCACGCCUCCGAACGCUGCUUGGGUCAGCUGCUAAAGCUGCUGCUCUCUACUCCCGGUCUUGUUUUACUGGUUACAGGGUAUUCGGUGUUGGGUGCACUCAUUUUUCCUCUGCUAGAGGCACCACAGGAUCUGAGCAAAUCGGCGGCCAUUGCCAAGAGCCGCGAGGAUUGUUUACGCGAAUUGUGGAUCAUAACGGAAAAACUCAACGUGCUGUAUGAGCGGAAUUGGACGAUGCUGGUCCACGAGCAGCUACGCCGCUUCGAGGGUUCCAUUGUGGCUGCGACGCGUCCUGGUGGCGCAACUGGCGCUGUGGCAGGACCUGGUGCGAGUGCCAGCGCCAGUGCACUGGGUCACUUUGGCUACGAUGCUGGCGACACGCAGAGCUGGACCUUUAGCGAGGCUUUACUCUACUCGGUGACUGUGAUAACAACAAUUGGCCAUGGCAGCCUGACACCACGCACAGCAGCUGGCAAGCUGGCGACCAUUUUCUAUGCGCUCAUCGGGGUGCCUUUGAUGCUGAUGUGUUUGUCCAGUUUGGGAGCUCUGCUCGCUGAGGCGCUGCAGUGCACCUACAUGCGGCUUUGUUGCCAGCUGCAGCACCGUCGAAGUUCUGGAGUGGAAAAGAAUGCGACGCUUUCAACGACAACGACGACGGGCACAUUGACUAAGAGACGUCAUGGCGCUGGGAAUGGGGCGAACUGUAAAGGCUGCAGCAGCGAGACGAGCCUCUGCGAACGCUAUGAAUGUGGCCAAAGGACAGCGGCAACGACAGCGACUACGACAACAAUGAAGCGCAAGUUGUCGUUGGAACAAGGCGAAGAUGCCUGUCAAUUGUUGCGCAAUGCGAUGCCAAGCAAGUUGAAUCAGCAACAGCAGCAGCAGCAGCAGCAGUUUUACCAGCAGCAACAACAGCAGCCAGAUGUCAUGCUAAUGACAACAACAACAACUGGCAAUGCAUUGCUGAAAUAUGCACCGUUGCCACAACAACAAUCGCUGCAGCAGCAGCAACAACAGCAGCAGCAGAUACAGCAGCAGCAGCAUUACAUUAACGCAUCAGCAACACAGGCAUCACAGCAGCAGCAGCAGCAUUUAUCGACAACUUUGCCGCGACAACACCAGCAACAGCAGCAGCAGCCACCAAAUUUUGUCGCCGUGCCGAGCAGCAUGCUGCGUUUUACUGCUGCACCCACGAUGCCCUUGACUACAGCUGGGCCUCCAAAUUGCUAUGCUCCAGCCACGGCCACAAUUUACUUUCCAUUCGCGUCUGCUACGGGCAGCACAAGCAACUGCGCACAGCCGUUGGUCAAGUACCAUACGAUACACUUGCAGCCAGCUGCCAAGCAACAGCAUCGAUUGCUGAGCACUCUGGACGUCGCGCCAGCAGCUACGGCAGCGGCAGUCGACCUGACGGCAGCAACAUCUACACUGGAGGCCAUCACAUUGCCACCUCCACCGGCCUAUCAGACAGCCAAUAUGCAUGCCGUGCGACGGGCCAAAUUUGUGACGCAGCCGCUGGCACCAGAAAUCAAUGCGCUGUUGAGUGGGGGAUCGAGUGAUUUAUCCUGCAGGCAUGAUUUAUUGCCGCAUGCAUUAUCUGGAGCUGCCGCAGCAACAACAGCUACAGCAGCAGCAGCAGCAACAGGCGCUGCAUUGUUAACCUAUACGGCAGCAACAAGCAGCCCGCAACUGUCAGCCGGCAUUAAGCCAGCAGCAGCAACAAAUGCAACAAUGCCCGAUAACAGUUUUAUAGCCGCAGGUGUCUGUGGCGUUGGAGUCAAUGCAACAGCAACUGCAGCAACAGCAACAGCAACAGCAACAACAUCUCCAGCACUAGCAGCAACAUCGACGACAGCAACAACUACAGCAGCAGCAACAUUGUCGGCGCUGCUGAGCUCAGCUGGCAAUGUAGACAUUAUGGAAGACGAAGAUGAGCUGGAACGAGAGCGUUCCAGCAAUUGCCCGCAUGGCACACCGUCUCGUGUGCCUCUGAUAGCGAGUUCCGGUUGUGGCACGUUGAGUCUGCCCCACGAGCUGCCGCCAGCGGAGAAGUCAAGCGGCGGCUAUCAGGCGCGCGGUCUACUAAAUGCGACAGCGGCCAGUUUCAAUCGCCAUACGCUGCAGCCGCUGAAUCGCAAGACUCUGAUGCUGACGCGUCGCUGCCAGAAGCAUGCGACUGCGCUGUACGAUGCCACCGCCAACACGGAGACCUCCGAGGACGAGGAGUACAUGCAGCACGGCAGUGAACAGUUCGUGCUGAAGAAGCUUAAGCACAGCCGUCGCAAUGGCUCCCAUGAGUGUGUGGAGCACCAGCACCAGCAGCAGCAGCAGCAGCAUCAGCACCAACAGCAGGAGGACGAUGACGAUGAUGAUGAUUAUAAUGAGGAGUCGCAACGACAGGUGCCCAUUAGCUUGGUGCUCUUUAUACUGAUGUGCUACAUAUGCGUGGGCACCGUUAUCUUUGCUCUGUGGGAGAACUGGUCACUGGUGGAUGGCGCCUACUUUUGCUUUGUCACGCUCUCGACAAUUGGCUAUGGCGAUUUUGUGCCAGCGCGCAGCUUCAACGGACCCGAGCUGCAGCUGUACGCAUGCUGUGCGUAUCUGCUGUUGGGCCUCGUCCUAGUGGCCAUGUCCUUUAGCAUACUGGAGACGCAGCUCAUGUGGAAGUGCAAACGCAUUGCUGUGCGACUGAAGCUGACCAGCGAUUGAUCCAGCUGCGCCAACUCCCAUGUUGUGUAUAUGUGUAUGUGUG
This is a messenger RNA of Drosophila hydei, 3187 nucleotides long. Its product is annotated as putative GPI-anchored protein pfl2. Gene Ontology annotation, cellular component: membrane. Gene Ontology annotation, biological process: stabilization of membrane potential; potassium ion transmembrane transport. NCBI's taxonomy places the organism in Eukaryota, Metazoa, Arthropoda, Insecta, Diptera, Drosophilidae. The record is from RefSeq and is a predicted model, not a curated record. The transcript is spliced from 7 exons. The coding region runs from base 295 to 3144 and encodes 949 amino acids. Gene Ontology annotation, molecular function: potassium ion leak channel activity.